Monoraphidium neglectum is the source of this 1512-nucleotide messenger RNA. Its product is annotated as Inner membrane metabolite transport protein yhjE. Gene Ontology annotation, biological process: transmembrane transport. The transcript is spliced from 15 exons. Bases 1 to 1512 code for a protein of 503 amino acids. The record is from RefSeq and is a predicted model, not a curated record. Gene Ontology annotation, molecular function: transmembrane transporter activity. Lineage: Eukaryota; Viridiplantae; Chlorophyta; Chlorophyceae; Sphaeropleales; Selenastraceae.
AUGGUGCUUGCCAAGUUCCAGCCUAAGGCGCUGGAUGUGAACCAGUGGAAGCUGGUUCUCAUCGUUGCUGGCAUCGGCACAAUCCUGGAGUACUUUGACUUCUACUGCUACACCCAGCUCAGUGCUGUUUUGGGGAAGGUGUUCUUCCCCUCUGGCGACCCCGUCGUCACGGCCCUCUCCUACUGGGGAGUGUUUGCCAUCGCAUUCGUAUCCCGGCCUGUCGGCGCCCUGUUCUACGGCCACAUCGGCGACAAGUACGGCCGCCGCUGGUCCUUCACAUUCGCCAUCCUGCAGCAGGCCUUUGGCACCUUCCUGAUUGGCAUCCUCCCAACAUACGCCAUCGGCCGCUACUCGGCUGGAAUUGCAUCGCCCAUCCUGCUGGCUAUCAUUCGCAUCAUCCAGGGCACAGCGUUUGGCGGCGAGUUUGGUGGCGCCGCAGUGUACAUCUCCGAGCUGGCUGAUGUGAAGACCCGCGCCCGCAGCGUCACCGCCCUGCAGUGCAUGGUCAACAUCGGUCUGGCCCUGGCCUCUCUGCUGUCGCUGGCUCUCCAGGCCUCCCUGAGCAAGGAGGCGAUGCUUGAGUGGGGUUGGCGCGUCCCCUUCUUGGUGGCAGGGUUCACCGCAUUCAUCGGAUACUACAUCCGCCGCGGACUGCCAGAGCCUGCUGCCUUUGUCAACGCCAAGAAGGAAGAGCAGCUGGCUGACGAGGCCGAGGGCGUUGAGGGCGGCGCCACUGUGAAAGCUGACGCGGGCCUCGUUGUUGGCACCCCCACCACCGGCAAGGCCACCCCUGAGUCUGAUGACGAGGAGAGCGACGUGGACGCGCAGGACCAGGGCGUACUCACGGCCUUCCACGGCCACUCGCGCGCGAAGCUGCCGUUUGUGCGCCUGCUCAAGAACAAUGCCACCGGCCUGGCCAUCCACUUCCUCUUCGGCGCUUGGGUGUUUGGAGCCUUCUUUGUGGCUGUGACCUGGCUGGCCACAGAGCUCGCCAACGGCUUUGGCCUGCCCGGCCCCAUCGCUCUGACGAUCACGAUCAUCAGCCUGUUUUUCAAUGCGGCCGGCCUGCUGACUGCCGGCUACCUGCUGGACCACGGCCUGCCUGCCAUCAGGGCCUGGGCCGCAACCGUGGUCGUCGGCGUGUCAACUGGCUUUGGCCUCUACUGGUGGGUCGGCACUGGCAGCAUCGCAGCGCUCUGGGUGGCACCCAGCCUGCUGCACCUGGUGAUCGGCUUCGGCCAGGCCUUUGUGGUGCUGCCCCUCACACGCAUCUACCACCCCCUGGAGCGCACCACUGGCUUCAGCUUCGCGUUUGCUGUCGGCUACGGCAUCCUUGGCGGCAUCUCACCCAUCGUGGUCACGGCCCUCAAAGCAAAGCUGCCGGCGGAGAUCAAGGGCAUCGCGCCGGCCAUCUGGCUGUCCAUCCUGUCGGCCGGCUCUUUCAUCGGCGUCAUCCUCCUGAGGCUCUACCUGCCGCGCCUCGACAAGCCGUACGUCGGCCGUAUUCGCUAG